Osmia bicornis bicornis is the source of this 2654-nucleotide messenger RNA. Its product is annotated as tetraspanin-33-like. Gene Ontology annotation, biological process: protein maturation; protein localization to plasma membrane. Gene Ontology annotation, cellular component: membrane. Lineage: Eukaryota; Metazoa; Arthropoda; Insecta; Hymenoptera; Megachilidae. The coding region runs from base 496 to 1332 and encodes 278 amino acids. The transcript is spliced from 5 exons. The record is from RefSeq and is a predicted model, not a curated record.
UUGGCUGAUCUCAUCUGGGGGUGUCUGGGACUCCCUAAAUCAUGACCCCUCGAAAACAAAGGUACUUACAUACUUACAUACAUAUGUCUAGUCACUGCAAAUACACAUGCAUACACUCAUACACUCUAUAGAAACACGAAAUAUACAUGGACAGCUGAUUUUAAACUUGGCUUGGAACUUGGAACCAGUGACUACAAUCACUGUUGGAACUGAGGAAUACGAGAAACAGAAAUAUAAUGGCGGAUACAAAGUAAACUGUCAAAGUAUGGUGUAUUAUACUGCCGUUUUAAUACAUAAGUUAUCGAACAUAAUUUGUCGACGAUUAAAUGAAGAGAGAAUGAAUAUGCCUUGAGUACAUGAAACUAUUCGAUUAGUAAUGCAAUUGCUGUAACUUGUGUGUGUGUAUAUAUAUAAUUGAAAGUGCAGAUUUCUUGUGUUAAUUGUAUAUAAGUAAAUAUAUCAUUUAACAUCUCCCAAAAUUGCUUUUACUUUACAAUGAUGAACAAUCGGAGACGGACAAACAAUUUUACUUAUGUUAGUUCAUGUGUAAAAUACAUGAUAUUUCUGCUCAAUUUUAUUUUUUGGUUGUUUGGUGGUCUUCUAAUUGGAGUGGGUUUAUAUGCAUUUGUGGACAAGUGGCAAGCAACUGGUUCAGUUAGAGUGGAGAAUGUAUACGAUGUAGUGCUAAAUAUUUCACUUGUAAUGGUUAUAGCAGGAGGAGUAGUCUUUGUUGUCAGUUUCGCAGGAUGUGUUGGAGCAUUGCGUGAAAAUACAUGUCUUCUCAAGUUUUAUUCAUUGUGUUUACUGGUGUUCUUUCUUCUUGAAAUGGGUAUAGCAAUUGUUGGAUUUGUAUUCCCACAUACACUGCAAUCGCUAUUGGAAGAAUCGUUUACAGAUAAAAUCAUACAGACGUAUCGUGAGGAUCCUGAUUUACAAAAUUUUAUUGAUUUUGGACAACAAGAAUUUAGAUGUUGUGGUUUAAGUCAAGAAGGUUAUUUGGACUGGGGAAAAAAUGAAUACUUUAACUGCUCCAGUCCAAGCGUAGAACGCUGUGGUGUACCAUUUUCUUGUUGUAUUAAUGCUACAGACAUAUCGAGUGGUCUUGUGAAUAUAAUGUGUGGUUAUAAGGUACAAAUGUUACCAGUGUCUGAAGCAGGCAAGAAAGUGUGGACUAGUGGUUGCAUUGAAAUUGUGAGAAGUUGGGCAGAACGUAACUUGUAUACAAUAGCUGGUAUCGCUUUGGGUAUAGCUCUUAGCCAAUUAUUUGUCAUUUAUCUUGCAAAAACGUUAGAAGGUCAAAUUGAAUUGCAAAAGUCUCGCUGGCAUUCCUGAGCUUGACUUCAGGCCACCUACCGCUACCAGAUACAUUCCCCUAAUAGCAGGCAGGUGGCCAGUGGCCGAACGAGAGGCCAGGAUACAGAAACAAAUUUAAAUGUUCGUAUGACAUUACUUGUUGUCUUCGCGAUCUCUGUAUACAUACUUUGCAUCCUUUCUUUAAUUAGAUGCGUUCUUUACUUCAAAAAUUAUUUUCAUUUAUAUUUAGACAAAGGUUAGUUUUUAUUUCCUUUCAUGCAUGACACUAUUUUUGUAAUUAUUGCCGCUUUUUGUUUCCAAUCUAUUAUACAUUGGCAUCGACAAAUUUUGUCGUUAUUAAUAUAGGUACUCGUCUAUUUUCUUUUUUAAAUUGUACACAAUUCACUAACUUCAGAGGAAGUAUUGAAAAUUAGAUAUUGUUCAAUCCUUAUGAUUAAUUAUACAUCAAUUUAAUUGCACAAACUACUUGCAUAUAAGGAAACAAAUUUUUGAUUUGAUAUUAUCAGUUAGAUAUAUAUAAUGAUAAAUAUAUAUUCUGGAUAAAUUGAUUCUGUAAUAAUAUACAAUGUUUUCAUAUUUAUAAUUCGUUUAGAAAAUAUGUACUUGUAUAAUAUUAAAUUUCAUAUGCUGGCAGUUUUGCAUAAGAAUUUUGAAGACGUCAUUCGCACAGUGUAUGUAAUAGUACUAUAAGUAUUAAGAAAUUUAAGCCUUUAAAUGUCCUACAAAAGACUUAUAACAGCAUUAAAAUAAUUUUUGGAGUAGCUAUGAACUGUCAGAGGUUAGUACUUUUUUACAUCAAUAUUUUCUGUUUUCAGUAUAUUUAUUAUACAAACAUUUCAAUAUGUUGUGUAUUAUUUUCUUAUUUAAGUAAUAAGAAUUUCUUCUUAUUAUGUAUUAAAAUAACAAUUAUUUGACAUAUGAAAAUAAAUAACCGUAUAAUUAAAACGCGCACAUUUCUGGAAUAGUUUAACUUGGAAUCUCUUUUGCUAUGUAUUUAUUUUAUUUAGUAUUUGUACAAUGAUACUAUAAAAAUGUCAAUAGGCAUAUAGUUAUUUACGAAUCUAUAUUGUUAAUUACUUUAUGUUAUAUUAGUGUAACUCGAGUACACAAGAUGAAAAAACGUCCAGUGCCAAAGCCGAAAUAUCAUUUUUAUUUGGGAAAAACCUGACAAUAAUCUGGUAUAAAUUAUUUGUUUAUUAAGUGCAUAUAUAAUGCAUCUGCGGAUCUUUUUAUCAAGAGUAAAUGUAAAACUAACAUAUGAAACUAUCUAGUUUGUAAUAAACAAAUAUUAUUCUAAAAAUGUGUUCUUACAGCUAUCAAUAAAUUAUACAUAUACAAUA